Molecule: messenger RNA, 966 nt
Organism: Mytilus trossulus (common blue mussel)
Lineage: Eukaryota; Metazoa; Mollusca; Bivalvia; Mytilida; Mytilidae
Exons: 1
Coding region: 1-966 (321 amino acids)
Biological process (GO): DNA integration
Molecular function (GO): nucleic acid binding
Source: RefSeq, a predicted model, not a curated record
AUGCGUCAAACAUACUGGAUUCCACAAGGACGUUCAGAAGUAAAAAGAGUUUUGAGAAAAUGUACAAUCUGCAAACGGGGUGAAGGCGGACCAUAUAAAAUGCCAUUAAUGCCUCCACUACCAAAGAAACGAGUAAACGAGUCAGCUCCAUUUACAUAUACAGGAGUGGACUAUUUUGGACCAAUUUUUGUGAAAUCAGACACUGGAAGCAAAAAAGUAUGGGUUUGCUUAUAUACAUGUCUAGUGGUUCGAGCCAUACAUAUGGAAUUAAUGCAAGACAUGUCAGCAGAGGAAAUCUUACUAGGCUUUCGAAGGUUCAUUGCUCGCUGGGGUAACCCAAAACAAAUAAUGUCAGAUAACGGAUCCCAGUUCAAGUUAGCUAGUAAUACCUUAAAAGAAGCAUGGAAUGGUGUGACAGUUAAUUCAGAUGUGCAAACAUACAUGGCAAAUGAAGGAAUUCAGUGGCAAUUCAUUGUUGAGUUAGCACCUUGGAUGGGUGGAUUUUAUGAAAGAUUGAUUGGUAUUGUAAAAAGAUGUUUACGGAAAACAAUAGGAAAGUUAUGUCUAUCAAAUGAACAAUUUAGAACUCUCUUAGCUGAAUCUGAAGCAGUGGUGAAUUCUAGACCACUUGUUUAUAUUGGAGAUGACAUAAAUUCCAAUAUUAUUCUUACACCAGCACACUUUCUAACUCUGAACCCUAAGACAGUAUUUCCAGAUCAUAACGAAGAAGAUUCUACAGAUCCAGAAUAUUUACCGCAAAUUAGUAGUGCUAAAAAAUUGCUAUUGACAUGGAAGAAAGGACAGAAACAUCUAACUAUGUUUUGGAAAACAUGGAGAGAUGAGUAUCUCCUUAGUCUACGUGAAAGAACUGCCAACAAACUAAGGAGUGGAAGAAUCCAGAGCAAAACUCCAGCUAAGGUUGGUGACAUAGUGUUAAUUAAGGAAAACCUUCCACGAAGAAGUUGA